CUCUUUUGUCUCCGUGGGCCGAAGAUAAAAGCAGCGGCGGCUGCCGUGGGAACCGUGCUGUCUGGACUCAGCUACCCCUCGCUGGUGGCGGGGGGCGCCGUGCGGAGCAGCUCCGCGGGCAGCACCGGGUCGCUUAAGCGGCCGGGGACGUGCCCAUCCUCUUCCCUCGCAGGGCCGCGGAGACCGGAAGGCGGCAUCCGCAGCUGGCAAGGCCCGAGGGUCCGCAGCCCACCGAGCCGAGCACAGGCCGUCAAAGCCGAAUCCGAACUUGAAUUCUGUGCGGCUGAUUGCAGAGCUGGUCUCGGAUCGGCGACCCCCCCCCCCCAACCCGGUGGACAGAGAUCGGCUGUUAGCCUGGAGACGAGCUUUCUCGCAGAGGCCACCGGUUGCAGAAGCUGGAAGUGAAAUAAAGGCGCGCUCGCGCCCGUUCCUGCGCUCCUCCCCUACUGAGAUAGGAGAGUCCCCCAGCACGCCUGCACAUUAGGCUAACCCACAAAGCCUGAGCGUCUUGUUCCAUUCGGACGCCCCGAUCGUCAUCAGUCAUGGCUAGCAUCAUUGCGCGCAUGGGUAAUAGCCGGCGGCAGAACGCACCCUUGCCGCCCUGGGCCCAUUCUAUGCUGAGGUCCCUGGGGAGAAGCCUCGGCCCUUUAAUGGCCAGCGUGGCAGAGAGAAAUAUGAAGUUGUUCUCGGGGAGGGUGGUGCCAGCCCAGGGGGAAGAAACCUUUGAAAACUGGCUCAUCCAAGUCAAUGGGGCCCUGCCGGAUUGGAAUAUGUCUGAGGAGGAGAAGCUCAAGCGCUUGCUGAAAACGCUUCGAGGCCCCGCCAGGGAGGUCAUGCUUUUGCUGCAGGCGGCCAACCCCAAUCUGAGUGUGGCCGAUUUCUUGCGUGCCAUGAAAUUGGUGUUUGGAGAAUCGGAAAGCAGUGUGUCGGCUCACGGUAAAUUUUUUAACACCCUGCAGGCGCAAGGGGAGAAAGCCUCCCUUUAUGUGAUCCGUUUAGAGGUGCAGCUCCAGAAUGCUAUUCAGGCGGGGAUCAUAGCUCAGAAAGAUGCAAACCAGACCCGCCUGCACCAGCUCCUUUUAGGGGCCGAGCUGAACGGGGACCUGCGCUUUAGGCUGAAGCAUCUUCUCAGGAUGUAUGCAAAUGAGCAGGAGCGCCUCCCCAGUUUCCUCGAGUUGAUCAAGAUGGUCAGGGAGGAAGAGGAUUGGGAUGACACUUUCCUUAAACAGAAACGGCCCAAAAGAUCCGAGUCACUGGUGGAGAGGGCCACCAGCCUGAUGGCAUUUCAGGGCUCCCCGCAGAUAGUGGUCGGCAGUCCCGACUGCAACGUGAUAGAGAUAGAUGAUGCCCUCGAUGACUCAGAUGAGGAUGUGAUCCUGGUGGAGUCUCAGGACCCUCCACUGUCAUUCACGGCUUCUCCGCUCCCCAGACGCAGGGCCAGACCUCGGGACCAAGUGCUAGUCAUCGAUUCCCCUAGCAGUUCCCGGGCUCAGUCUCCUUCCACCAGCGGGGGUUCUGGGCAUAAGAAUGAUGGUUCUAGGCACCUGCGUAGAACCAGGAAGCGAAAACACACAAUCCGCUGCUCCUACUGCGGCGAGGAGGGCCACUCAAAGGAAACCUGUGACAAUGACAGCAGCCGGGCCCAGGUGUUUGAGAAUCUGAUCAUCACCCUGCAGGAGCUGACCCAUACAGAGGAGGAGGGACCCAGGGAGGCCCCUGGCCAACAAGAUGACCCUUCUGAGCUGCAGUGAGCUGGUGUCCCCUAGCCUUAAGUGAACCCUAACCCAUAUUCUGAGUCCAGCAAUGGGACAACUGGGGCGGGGCGCUUCUAAUUGCAUGAA
This is a messenger RNA of Herpailurus yagouaroundi (jaguarundi), 1841 nucleotides long. It is a transcript of the gene ZCCHC12, whose product is annotated as zinc finger CCHC-type containing 12. The coding region runs from base 543 to 1751 and encodes 402 amino acids. The record is from RefSeq and is a predicted model, not a curated record. NCBI's taxonomy places the organism in Eukaryota, Metazoa, Chordata, Mammalia, Carnivora, Felidae. Gene Ontology annotation, cellular component: nucleus. The transcript is spliced from 4 exons.